Messenger RNA from Meloidogyne enterolobii, 492 nucleotides. NCBI's taxonomy places the organism in Eukaryota, Metazoa, Nematoda, Chromadorea, Rhabditida, Meloidogynidae. The record is from the annotation of a GenBank genome assembly.
AUGGUCCUUGUGGAUUUGGAUGAGUUAACCAACACAAACGUGCCAGAAAGUAUUCGUUUACGUCAAAAAUUGGGUAAACAAAUUCCUGAGGAGGGUGUAAACGAAUCUAAAAUGUUAGACGAAUUAAGAGAAAUUGCAUCAUUAAAUAAUCCUUACAAAACUUUUAUUGGUAUGGGAUUUUAUGGUAUGUAUUAUUUAAUAUAUUCAUUUAUCAAAAAUUUAUUGAAAAAUAAUUUUAAAGAUUGUAUUGUACCUUCAGUAAUUGUUAAAAAUAUGUUACAAAAUGCUGGAUGGACUUCCCCAUAUACUCCUUACCAACCAGAAAUAGCACAGGGACGCUUAGAAAGUCUUUUAAACUUCCAGACUAUGAUAUCUGAUUUAACUGGUUUACCCUUUGCAAAUGCUUCAUUGUUAGAUGAAAGUACUGCUUGUGCCGAGGCUAUUGCCUUAGCUGUUCGUGUAACUAAAAAAAGAAGUUUGUUUUUAGUUUAA